AUGUCAUUAGACUUUGGCAGUGUGGCACUACAGACACAAAAUGAAGACGAAGAAUAUGACAAUGAAGACUAUGAAAGGGAGAAAGAGUUGCAGCAGUUACUCACAGACCUUCCUCAUGAUAUGCUGGAUGAUGACCUCUCCUCUCCCGAGCUCCACUAUUCAGACAGCAGCGAGGAUGGCGUAGAGGAAGAAGCACAUCAUUCUGAGCAAUCGGAGAUGAACUGGAAAGAGCAUCAAGUGCUGCCCAAAUCUCAAAGUGUAAAUGACUAUAAUGAACUAAAGGGUUUCUAUGUUGGAGAGAAAUGUGGCAAUGGCUGGGAAGAAAAUCGAAGUAAAACUGAAGACCGGUAUCCUGGGUACCAUCUUGAAGAAGGAGGAGAUGAAGGCGGAAGUGGUUAUAGUCCUCCAAGUCCUCCUCACAUUUGUGAACAGACUGAUUUAUAUCACCUUCCUGAAAACUUCAGGCCAUAUACCAAUGGUCAGAAGCAGGAAUUUAAUAACCAACCAACCAAUGCAAUUACAUUUUCGGAUUCUCAAAGGAACCAUUUUCAGCAAUUUGGUUCAGCACAAGGUCCCAGUUGUCAAGCUUUGGAACCAUAUAAAGUGACAUAUAAACCUUAUCAGUCUUCUGCCCAGAAUAAUGGCUCACCAGCCCAGGAGAUAGCAGGAAGUGACACAUUUGAAGGCCUGCAACAACAAUUUUUAGGAGCUAAUGGAAAUUCUGCAGAAAAUAUACACAUUAUUCAACUUCAGGUUCUUAACAAAGCAAAAGAGAGACAAUUAGACAAUUUAGUUGAAAAGUUAAAUGAAAGUGAACAUCAAAUUCGAUAUCUGAAUCACCAGCUUCUGAUGAUCAAAGAUGAAAAGGAUGGUUUGACCCUCAGCCUUCGAGAAUCACAGAAACUCUUUCAGAAUGGAAAAGAAAGAGAGAUACAGCUUGAAGCACAAAUAAAAGCACUGGAGACCCAAAUACAAGCACUGAAAGUCAAUGAAGAACAGAUGAUCAAGAAGUCCAGAACAACAGAAAUGGCUCUGGAAAGCUUGAAGCAGCAACUAGUGGACCUUCACCAUUCUGAAUCACUUCAACGAGCCAGAGAGCAGCAUGAAAGCAUUGUCAUGGGCCUCACAAAGAAGUAUGAAGAGCAAGUGUUGUCCUUACAGAAGAAUUUGGAUGCUACAAUUACUGCACUUAAGGAGCAGGAAGACAUUUGCUCUAAUUUGAAAGAUCAUGUGAAACAACUGGAAAGGAAUGAAGAAGCAAUCAAAUUAGAAAAGACUGAGAUCAUUAACAGGUUGACGAGAAGUCUAGAGGAGAGUCAACAGCAGUGUGCCCACUUGUUGCAGUCAGGCUCAGUACAGGAGGUGGCUCAGCUACGGCUCCAGCUGCAGCAAGCACAAAAGGCACACGCUAUGAGUGAAAACAUGAACAAGGCUUUGCAAGAAGAAUUAACAGGACUCAAACAUGAAAUUUCUCUCUAUGAAUCUGCUGCAAAACUAGGAAUACCCCCAAGUGACUCAGAAGGAGAAUUAAAUAUAGAACUCACUGAAUCAUAUGUGGAUUUGGGUAUUAGAAAAGUCAACUGGAAAAAAUCCAAAGUCAACAGCAGUGUGCAGCAAGAAGACCCGAAUGAAGAGCUUUUGAAAGAUGAGGUCAUUCUGAAGUUGAAAGCAGAAGUGCAGCGUUUGCUGGGUAGCAACUCAGCAAAGCGUCAUCUGGUAUUUCAGUUACAAAAUGAGCUUAAAGGCUGUCAUAAAAAAAUUGAAGAUCUCCAAGUGAAGAAGGAUGAAAACAGCAUUGAAAUUGAGAUUAAAACAGAUACCUCAGAAAAGACAGCUAAUCAAUUAUGGCCUGUCUCGUCUUCCGAUGUGAUUGCCAAAGAUGACAUUCUGCAACUUAAAAAUGAAAUUCAAGUUUUACAACAACAAAAUAAGGAACUUAAAGAAACUGAAGAAAAACUGAGAAAUACAAAUCAAGACUUAUGUAAUCAAAUGAGACAAAUGGUUCAGGAUUUUGACCAUGAUAAACAAGAAGCUGUGGAUAGGUGUGAGAGGACUUAUCAGCAACACCACGAAGCCAUGAAAACCCAAAUACGUGAAAGCCUAUUAGCAAAGCAUGCUUUGGAGAAGCAGCAGCUCUUUGAGGCUUAUGAGGGGACUCACUUACAACUUAGGUCUGACUUAGAUAAGAUGAAUAAGGAGAUGGCUGCUGUUCAGGAAUGUUACCUAGAAGUGUGCAGAGAGAAGGAUAAUCUAGAAUUGACUCUCAGGAAGACCAUUGAAAAGGAGCAACAGGCUCAGGAGAAGAAGAUCAAACAAAAACUCAUUCAACAGCUUGAAAUGGAGUGGCAGUCUAAGCUGGAUCAAAGUGUAAAUGCAAUGAAAAAGAUGAUCUCAGACUGUGGCAGCCAGACUGACCAAGUAACCACCACUGAUAUCAUUUCCAAGAAAGAGAUGGCAGUUGUGAUAGAAGAGCAGACGCAGAAGAUCCAGCAAGAGUUAGAACAAGAGAAAGAGAUCGCUGUCAAGAGGGCUUUGAAGAAACUCGAAAUCGAAUUGGAACUCAAGUAUUGUGAAAAUAUUGCCAAACAGGUAGAAACAGCCGUGCAGAAUGCUCGUCAUCGAUGGCUGGAAGAACUGCCUGGGCUUGCAGAGUACAGAGCACGUGUGAGAGCAGAGCAGAAGAAGUGGGAGCAACAGCAAGAGAUCUCUGUGGCCAAGCAGAUAUCAAUGGCCGUUUCUGAAGCUAAAGAGAAAUGGAAAAGUGAGCUUGAAAAUAUGAAGAAAAAUGUAAUACCCGGUAAGGAAUUGAAAGAGAAGAUUCAUUCUCUUCAGAAGGAACUAGAGUUAAAGAACGAGGAAAUCCCUGUGGUUGUCAGGGCUGAGUUGGCUAAGGCUCGGAGUGUAUGGAACAAAGAAAAGCAAGAAGAAAUCCACAGAAUUCAAGAACAAAAUGAGCAAGAUUACCGGCAAUUUUUAGAUGAUCAUCGAAAUAAAAUUAAUGAGGUGCUUGCGGCAGCUAAAGAAGACUUUAUGAAACAAAAAACUGAGCUACUUCUUCAGAAAGAGACAGAAUUACAAACAUGUCUAGACCAGAGUCAUAGAGAAUGGACUGUUCAGGAAGCCAGGCGGAUCCAACUGGAAAUCUAUCAGUAUGAGGAAGACAUCCUAACUGUACUUGGAUUUCUCUUAAGGGAUACCCAAAAGGAGUACAUCGGUGGGUCAGAGGACAAGCAGCUUAUGGAAAUCAUGUCGACUUGUUCUUCAAAAUGGGUGACUGAGCAAUAUUGUGAAAAAUUAAAGGCCUGCAUAAAGAAAGCAUUUCAAGAUACAUUUUCCCUACUUAUAGAAAAUGCUGACACAGAAUGGGAAAAGAGAAAUAUGGCCGAGAUCUCUAAGGAUCCUGCCAGCGAGCACAUUGGCAGAGGAGACCCUGGAGUCCCGGCAGCCCUUCCUGCACCCACUUCUGGACAACACAUUCAGCCCCUGGCCUUGCAAGACACGGAAGCAGAAGCAGAUGAGAAAAAGAUCCUUGAAAUUAAAAAAUUAUCCUGUGGACACUGCUUCCAAGAACUUGAAAAGGCAAAGCAGGAAUGUCAAGAUCUGAAAAGAAAACUGGAGAAAUGCUGUAGGCAUCUUCAGCAUUUAGAAAGGAAGCACAAAGCUGUAGUGGAAAAAAUUGGAGAAGAGAAUAGUAAAGUUGUUGAAGAAUUAAUAGAAGAAAACAAUGACAUGAAGAAUAAAUUGGAAGAAAUGCAAACACUUUGUAAAAUACCACCAAGGUCAUUGUCAGAAGGGGCCAUUGAAAAUGCUUGCCUGCGGUGCAAUGGGAGGGCCUUGGAAGAACUUCGCGGGCAGUACAUUAAAGCUGUAAAAAAAAUUAAGCGUGACAUGCUUCGUUAUAUUCAGGAGAGUAAGGAAAGAGCUGCAGAAAUGGUAAAAGCAGAGGUACUGCGAGAACGUCAAGAAACAGCCCGAAAGAUGCGCAAAUAUUAUUUGAUUUGCCUCCAACAGAUUUUGCAGGAUAAUGGAAAAGAAGAAGGGGCUGAGAAAAAGAUUAUGAAUGCUGCUAGCAAACUUGCUACAGUGGCAAAAUUGCUGGAAUCGCCUAUUUCCAAUAGACCCCAGAGCAAAACUACACAGUCAGCACUGCCCCUGACUUCCGUGAUGCUGAUUGGAGUUGAAAAAUCAAAAAGAAGUGAUGUGAAUCAGAAUAUACCACAUUAUAUUGAAAGCAAAUCAAGCAGUGUAAAAACUGUCCCCAGAAGUAUGUGCGAACAAGUUCCUAAGAGGAGGGCUGCUUUUAACUUACGGAGGCGGUUAGAGGACUCAGAGCACGGGGACAGAAAGCAUGUGGAUUCCAAAGAGUCACAUUUGGACUUUCAGUUUGGGGACAGGAGUUGCAAGCACCUAGAUAUUUUGCCAAGAAAUGUUUCUCUUGAGUUUGUUCCUUGUGAAGGUGAAGGAGGCUUUGGUUUAUACAAGAAGAAUGACCUACUUAGUGAUACUGGUUCUGAAUCACUUCUACACUCAGCCGCAUACCCCUUUCUUGGAACCUUCGGAAAUAAACCCUCACCUAGAUGUACCCCUGGUCUUUCUGAAUCAGGAUCCACACAUAUAACCUUUCAAGGUCCUGAUGAAAGACCUGGUUUAAAAGUAUAUACUUGUAAUCCAGUAAUGGAGAGUGAAAAUGCUGCAUCUGAGAAAAGUCAAGGUUUAGGAGUUCAGGAAGCUCCAGUAAAGGAUGGAGGGGAUCUUAGUGACUCCUUAGGUUGGCAUUCCAAAAGUGCAACUUUACCCUGUAGCAGCAAUGAAGUGUCAUUUUUACACAGUAGGCCGCAAGGAACUCAGGAUAUACUAGGUGAGUUUGUUAAUUUCAAACAGUUUUCAGCAACCAAUUGUCUUUCAGAUACAGAGAAAAAUAAUCUGAUUUGUCAACAGAUGAAAUGUCACAGUGAUCACACUCCAGACCUGUCAGAAGAAGCCAUGUAUUCUCAGCCAGGGAAGAUCAGUGUGACCCUUGGACAUCCGUCUUGUCAUAAGGCUGAUACAUUAAAGUCAGAUUUCAAAAAAUUGAGCAAUACAGUACCAUCUUCAGCGUGUCGGCAGCCUUCACGGAAAGUAAUUGCUCCCUUGUCUAGCCAACAAGAUAGUGGCUUUGAUAGCCCAUUUGUCAAUGUAGACUAAUUGUUGUACAGUAUUUAAGAAGAAUCAUUAAUAUAUUG
Molecule: messenger RNA, 5222 nt
Organism: Cynocephalus volans (Philippine flying lemur)
Lineage: Eukaryota; Metazoa; Chordata; Mammalia; Dermoptera; Cynocephalidae
Gene: CEP152
Product: centrosomal protein 152
Exons: 26
Coding region: 1-5184 (1727 amino acids)
Biological process (GO): centriole replication
Cellular component (GO): centrosome
Source: RefSeq, a predicted model, not a curated record